Sinocyclocheilus grahami is the source of this 12408-nucleotide messenger RNA. RefSeq names its product retinitis pigmentosa 1-like 1 protein. Lineage: Eukaryota; Metazoa; Chordata; Actinopteri; Cypriniformes; Cyprinidae. Gene Ontology annotation, biological process: photoreceptor cell development; axoneme assembly; retina development in camera-type eye. Gene Ontology annotation, cellular component: axoneme. The coding region runs from base 297 to 11312 and encodes 3671 amino acids. The record is from RefSeq and is a predicted model, not a curated record. The transcript has 5 exons.
ACAAACUGCUGCUGUGGUUCAGAUAUGGCGCAGGAGGUUCCUUAACUCAGGAAAGACCAAGAAGGGGGAGGCCAGGGUGUGAACUCUACGAGGGUCUUACGGCACAUGACUCAAUCGUAUGUCCCCACUCACCCAUCCGCUCAGCCAAACCUCUUAUGACACACAGACAGAUGAGUGGAAGGAGAGGAUGAAUGAGUGUGAUCUGCUAGGCCAGAGAGUAUAGCCCUGCUAUAUUUAUCAUCUGAUUAAACCUACAGUCAGCUGACAUCUACCACAGGCCGUUGGAUGAAGUUAAAAUGGCCUCCCACAAGCAAAGCUUUCAAUGCUUUGACACCAUCAUGGACGACCCAUCUCUCAAGCCCCCUUUCCCCCAUGGGCACUGCUCCUCAGCGUCCUUCAGAGGCUCAUCCGUCUCAACAAGACUGGAGCCGCUGGAGGAUCGUGGAUGCUAUCUGUGUGCCGAUCACCAGCAGGCCAAGGCGAUGGCCUCAGAGGCCUCGGGAGCUUACUCAAACCCAUGGUAUCAUUUCCAGACACAUCCACACUCUCAGCAGUAUACAAUCAGGAGGCCCACUCGAGCUGAGGAAGCUCCUGGACAGGUUGAAGGUCACCACCACCAUCAUUGGCACUCCAGGAAGAUUGUGCUUGUGAAAAACAGUGACCCCUCUGUCCGGAGGACCAUCGUGCUGCACCGCAGGAGCCUGCGUAGUCUGGUGCUCUUCAUGGACGAGGUCUCUGAACUCAUGCAGUGUCUCAUCAGGAAGCUCUACACACUGGAAGGCCACAAGAUUGACAGUGUGCACAGUCUGCUCCAGUGCCCGAGCAUUUUGGUUUGUGUGGGACGUGAGCCUUUCCACCCACUCCUGUUGGACAGCUUCAGGAAGAACUCUUAUGACAAACUUCCAAGGCUGAACACAAAGCCACGCUCCAGUGUCUGCAGCGAUGAAAAGUGGGCCAAGAAAAAUGUCAAUUUUGGACUUGAAACAAAGAGAAACGCCAUCCAUCCAAGGUGUGAUUCAAGCAACAGAUCAGCAGGACUGUCCAUCUCAUCUGAAAUGUUGUUUCCGAAUGGACUUAACUCAUUACCACCAGGACACCGAGGUGCUUGUCCUCAAACGGGAGAAAAUACGAUGGAUGAUGACAUUGAAAAGCGAGUUCUGGUCAACAAAGACGGAAGCCUGUCAAUGGAGAUGAAAGUGCGCUUUCGACUAUUACACAACGAGACAUUGCACUGGUCCACAGAAGUGAAGAAGUCAAAGAGCACUUUUAAUGAAUCCCAUAUUGUACAUGAUGAUGCUUGUUCCCUCUCGCAUGGCAGUGCAGAGAGCUGCUCAGAAGCCGAUUCUCUCUCUGCUGGCGAAGCAGAUGAGACAUACAGCACCAAACGUUACCAGAGACACUUUGAGGAGCCACAUUGCCAGCACUGCUGCACUCACUGUCAGGAGUAUGAUAUCUGGAAGAAUCCUGUACCUCCCGAUCAAGAAUCUGUAAGACGCAUCAGAUCCUCAAGCUCCAGCGCAUCCUCGCGGAGAAUAGUGUGCAAAAAGGCAUCUACCGACAGCAUGCGCACAAUGUCCAGUGAAGAGUACACAGAGCAUGUAGUAGAAAAGGCAACUUGCAUUCAACAGACCUUCGGACAGCAGGGCGACACCACGAUUGAACAAUGUACCAUCAACCAUUGCCGCAGUCGAAGUGAAGUACGCUCAAUGUCCCCUAAAACAAAGAGCACAAGUACUGUAGAAGACAAGCGCGAGAACACUCAUGUAUCUGAAAAUGACGAGAAAAGACCUGAUGUCAUAUCCUCUAACCUCCCUAAAGAUCAAUUAAGUGUUCAGAUCACUCAGCCAAUGGAGGAAGAGGAGAGGCCUGUAUCUGUUGUGAGCUCUUCUCAAAUUUUAGCAUCGCUGAAAGAGGAUCAAGAUGAUGAAGAUGUCGACCUUCCUUCGAGUAUCACGAGAACAUCCCAUGGCCAACAGGAAGAUGAGGAGAGCAAAGUUGCAGAACCAAACCCAUGUUCUACUACACCUUGUAAAUCUCCUGCAUCUCCGGCAUAUUUAUCACCAAGACCACCAAGCACAGCUUCAUCUUUAGGACUGUCUAAAAGAUCCAGAAAGUUGGCCAGUCCAGAAGUGGAUGAUGAAGAGGGCAGGUCUGAAGCAUCUGCUUCACCCAAAGCUUCAUCUGGACCCACAAAUUGUAAAUGUGUAGUCACAAAAGACAUAGCAACUCUAGGGGAUUCUGAAUCAAAUGAUCAACUAGAAGGCAUUCAACCCAAAACUUAUGUGCAAGAUGAAGAAAAAGAAGAAAGGGCACUAAGUUCAAUGUCAGCCAAUUCAAAAACGUCUACAAAGUCAUUGUCGGAGUUAUCAACCUCUUAUGAGAAUGAAAAUGGUGCUGAGUGUAUUGGAGCAAAUGGCAAAAUUAUAGUGGUGCGAUCCUCGAGUGCUAUCUCCAUAAAAUCCAUCACCUCUGGAAAAUCAAAUAAAACAAAUGUUUCAGAGGUACUUGAAAAGGAUGGAAGAGCAGCCAGUGCCAUGUCAAUAAAGUCUCAGAAAUCUGACAAAUCAAGACAAACCGAAUUCUCAGACAAUGUGUCUGAGGAACAAAUCUCUGAAGUAAGAACAUCAAGUGCCAUGUCUGUUAAAUCAAACACAUCUGUGAGGUCAAAAGCAUCAGAUAAUGGCUUUGAUGAGCUUCCCACAUUACAAGACUAUGUUGAGGAGAGGGCUGUAAGUGCUCUGUCAUCUAAAUCAAAUAUUUCCACUACAUCUAGUCGGUCUAAAGAGCCACAGUCUGUAACUGAUGGGGCAUCAGAGGAGAGAAUAGAAGAGAAAGCUUCAAGUGUUAAAACUGGAACAUCAAACAAGUAUGGAAUCCAAGAGGUGACAAAUGAUGAUCAAACAGUGGAGAGGGCUCCCAGCUCCAUUUCGAUAAAAUCAAAUAUUUCUGCAAGAUCUAAAAUGUCAAUUGAGCUGAGCGAGCUUGAAGAUCAAGACAGGGCCCCCAGCAGCAUUUCUAUUAAAUCAAAUAUCUCACAUAAAUCAAAGUCUGACAUUUCAGAAGCAGUAUCUUUUCAAGAAAGAGAUGAAUCUUUAAAUUCAGUGAAAUUAAACACACCUGAAACUAAAGCAGCUCCUCAAGUGGGGCUACCAGGGGAGAGAUCGCCAAGCUCUGUGUCAUCAAAAUCAAAUAUGUCUACAAGAUCCAAAACAUCCAAAAAAUCUGAGGUAGACCAAGAUGGAGCACAAGAAAAAGUAGAUGUUCAGGAAAGAGCAUCAAGUGCUAUUUUAGUGAAUUCUACCACAUCUGCAAGAUCAAGGAAAUCUGAAAAAACACCAAAAUUAGGAGAAGAAACAAAGGAACGAGCUCCUAGUGUUACGUCAAUCAAAUCAAAUGCUUCAUUAAAAUCAAAUAAGUCCAAGAUGGAGGAGGAGGAAAUAGAAAACAGAGCCUCCAGUACUUUGUCUGUUAAAUCUGAAGUUUCCACAUUAUCAAAAAAAUCGAAUGUUUCUGUGAGAUCUAAAGGGUCCAAAAUGUCAGAGGUGGCAGGAGAUGAUAAUCGAUCAUCCGCAGUAUAUGCAGCAUCACAUACCUCUGAAACGUCAAAUGAAAUCAGCACAGCACCUAAAGAAACCUGCAAAAGCACAGAGAAAUCACCAGACAAAGAGAAAAGAGCACUAAGUGCAUUGUCAACAAAAUCCACUAACUCCAAGAAAUCCAAAGUAUCUGAUAUGGCUGAUGAUAUUGUAGAUGAAGAUAGAGAUGAUUUGCGAUCUGUAAGUGCAAUGUCCUCUAAAUCUAAUGUUUCUGCAAAAUCUGUGAAAUCAGUGAUCUCAGAAUUGGUCACAGAAGAAGCACUGGACCAAACAGAAGAACGGGCUCAGAGUGCAUUGGCAGCACAAUCCAAUCAGUCAGGAGUGACGGUAAGUGAUGGAGUUGAAGUAGCAGAGGAAUGGGCGCUGAGUGCCAUGUCUUCUAAAUCCAAUGCUUCUGAAAGAUUAAAAAAGUCCAGUAAUUUAAAAGUGCCAACUGCUUUGCCUCAAGCAGCAAAACACCAACCAGAGGAGCGAACUCAGAGUACAUUGUCAGCUAGAUCAAGCAUUUCAACAAGAUCCAAUAAGUCUAAAACUUCAGAUGUUUUAACUGAUAUGCAAGUUGAUGUGAAAGACCAAAAACAAAAGAGAGCUUCAAGUGCUUUGUCUGCAAAAUCAAGCAUUUCUGCAAAGUCAAAAAACUCAAAUAUUUCUGCAACAGACGUCAAAGCUGAUGAAAAAGGAGACAGAAUACCAAGUGCUAUGUCAGGAAGAUCUGCUAUUUCUACCAAAACCAGUAUCUCUGCAAAAUCCAAAGCAUCACAAGUUUCAGAAGUACCACCAGAAGAGACUGAUGAUGAAGAAAGUGAAGUAAAAGCACCAAGUAUUACUAAAUCCAGUAUUUCAGUAAGGUCCAAUAAGUCAAAUCAUUCAGACUUUAGUGCUGAAGAAGGGGUUCAGAACAUAGAGAGACCUCCAAGUGCAAUUUCAAUAAUAUCUGAUGCCACACCUGAUGAAAAUGAAAUCACAAAUGAUGAUGAAAUCCAAGAAAGGGCUCCAAGUGCUGUUUCUGCAAAAUCACAUUCCUCUGUAAGAUCCAGGACAUCAAAAGUUUCUGAAAUAAUCAUAGAUGAACCAGAUAAACAAAACGUGGAGAGGGCACCAAGUUCUAGGUCAUUGAAAUCUGAUGCCUCUGGAAGAUCUGGUCCAGGUGACCCUGUCAACAAAGAAAAAGAAGCAAGAACAGAAAGUGGUUUGUCCUCAAUUUCUGUAAGAUCAAAGAAGUCAGAAGAUUCUGAGAUAAACAACAAUGUAGAGCAGAUAGCAUCAAGUACAGCAUCAGUUACAUCUACAACAUCUGCAAGAUCUAAAAGGUCAAAUAUUUCAGUAGUUGCUCCUAAAGAAAUUGGGAAAACAGAUACUGAAGAUGUUCGAGCAUCAAGUGCAAUGUCUGCAAAAUCUUGUACAUCUGAGAAAUCAAAAUGUUCAGAAAGAACAGUUGAGAAGGAUGAAGAAGCAAGUAAAGUGGUAGACAGAACAUCCAGCUCUUUGUCUGCAAAAUCAAAUCAAUCCAUAACAUCUGAUGCCACUGUUAAAUCAAGUGUUGUGCCUACUAAAUCAAAUGCUUCUGCAAAAUCCCUCCUCUCAGAAGCUGAAGAGCCUGACAGAAGAUCCACAAGUGUGGUUUCUAAUGCAUCUGCAGAUUCUAAAAUGUCUGAAGCUGGUGUGUACACAAAAGCAAACCGUUCACCAAGCAAAUUGUCAGUUAAAUCCAAUGUAUCUACAAGAUCCAAGAAGUCUAAAAUUUCUGAGGGUGAGGACCAUACACCCACAAACACAGAAGAUAGGGAAUUAAACAGAGAUGAGAGUCCGUUGUCCAAUCACUCAGAAGUAUCUCAAGCAGAGAAUUCAAAUGAAUGCAUUUGUGGUGCAAUAAACAAGCCAUCAAGUCCAGUGGCAUCAUCUGAAAAAGACUCCGACCAUGAAGAGGUACCUGCAAGUCCUCUGUCUAAAAAGUCAGCAAAGUCCAAAAUUAGUUCAGUUGGUUCCGCCUCUGAAAGAGUUUUAACACCAACAAGCACCUCAGUUUCUAUUGGGGUUGUUGAAGACCAUGAGGCUGAUGAUGUUUCAAUUAACUCAAGAAUAUCUGCUUCAUCAAAGACUGAAAUCUGUGGUAAAUCUGACCAGGGUUCAUCAGAAUCUCCAGUACAAAUCACAAAUGAAGCAACACCGACACCAGAGGGAAGACCUAAAAGUUCUACAACAGCUAAUUCAAAUGUCUCUCGUAAAUUGAGGUCCAAAAGCUCUCAUUGUGGCUCUGCAUGUCCUACAGACACAAUUCAGGACAGAGAUGAUGUAGCAAGCAAUAAAUCCUCUAAAAUAACAUAUUCAAUAAUUUCAUCUGAUAGCCAACCAUCUGCCAACAGUUCAGUGAAACAGAGCUCUCAAACCCAGAAGAUUUGUCCAUCUAGCAAAGCUUCCGGUAUGUCUGUACACACUGAAAUCACAGGUCAAGAGAAAGCUGAAAGUCCAUAUGUUACCAAAGUGUCUCAUAAAUCUCAAAGUGUCUGUUCAAAAUGCAGUUCUACACAACAAAAAGGAAAAAUGUCACCUGCUUUGAGUGCCUCAGCAAUCUCAGACUCUGAGAAAUCCAAAACCAAAGAAGGAAAUACUGCAGAAAUGACUGACAGGCCAAAGAGUAAAAUAUCCAAUCCAUCCUCUCAUUUGAAAGUAAAUGGUCAAAAUAAUUUUGAAACUACAGUUGUCAAUGAAAGAAGCAAUAAAUCAAACACCAUGUCAACACAGAAAGUUGAGGACAAUGCAACCAGGUUAUCUGUUACCUCAGGAAACCAUCUAAGUCCUAGCCCACCAAAAUCUCCUAAAAAAUCCAAAAAACCUGUUAUUCUACUUGGCAGCUCUAAUGAUAGUGUGUUAUUGCAGACAGUUCCUGCUCCAGAACCAAGAGAAGAAUAUACUGACCAUUUGAAUGCUGCAGCAGAAAGACCUCAGUCUUGUAGAUCUGAUACAAAUGUCAGUGAAAUUAAGAGUGAAAAAAGUAGCAAAUGUAGAAAAAGAAUUGGAAGCAACUCUUCUUGCCACAAGAUGAAUGAUGACAUGUCUGAGCCGAGUCCUUCUCGCUUGCCAAAUGCUUCUCCAACUGAGGUGGUGAAUGAAUGGCUGAGGAAAAUCCCAUCAGACACCACCUUGUGUGAUUUGGGGGACGAAUUCCAUGACAAUUAUGUUUCAAUAGAGCCACUUUGCACAUCUGAUGUGCCUUCAGGAGUUGAUAAUGAGCAUGGAAGUUUGCAGCCAAGGGAUGUUACCAAGCUUGAAACACAAAAUGAGAUGGAAGGUGCUCAUGUGGUGAGUACAGAGGGUGCUACGGACAAAAAAUCUCCUGAAGUUGCUGAGGGUGAUCACUCUCAGAGAGGGGAUGAACCAAAGAUGUUUAGCUCCUCAGUUCUGGUGAUGAAAGUCUUGCUGACCCCCAAACUCGACCGAUGCAAUAGCCUACCAGAGGUAUCUCCUGUAUAUGGACGUAAGCUCAGUGCAUCAGUGCAAGGUCUUCUGGAUUGUUUGGCAAAUCUUCAGUUGUUAGACUUUGGUCCUAGUGAUGAAGAUGGUAAAAAAGAAAAAUACCAGGAGCUCACGAGCAUGCUUAAGUCCCUUUGGCUUUGUGACCCAAAAGACAAUGAGAAGACAUCUGUGGAAAGAAACAAGCGUCUGGAUGAGGAAUUCAAAGCCAGGUCAUCCUCAGGGGUAGAUGUUAACAGUGGCUCAACCGGUUCAGGGAAAAGUAGCAUUAAUGAUGGCAUCCAAGCCCAAAUCAACACAGAAUGUGAAGGCUUGGAUACCCUGACAAAGGUACUGGAAGUUGAUGAAACCGUGGAAGGGGAAGCUUCAGAAACCAAAUACGAUUCAGCCACUCCAGAUAUAGCAAGUCAAGCUCAGUGGACCCCAGAGACAAAGGGCACAAUUGAAGUGAAGCUAAAAGAUGAUGUCCCAGGCUCUGAAGAGACAAUCAGGAGUAAUGAUAGUCCAAGGGAACUCAUUGAAACACCUCUUUCAUCAAACAAGAGUUCUGGGAAUAAUCCCAAAAAAGAGGAAACUGAAUCAGACCGUCAAGAGGACACAAGUUCAGGCAGCGCUCCAAAACAUCAAAAAGGUCAAUUAUCAAAAAGGCUUUCUCAAGACCCUGAUCCUGUAUGGGUUCUGAAUUUAUUGAACAAAUUAGAAAAGCAAUUUAUGACACAUUAUAUUAAUGCAAUGGCUGAGUUCAAAGUCCGUUGGAAUCUGGAUGACAACGAGCAACUUGAUGCCAUGAUAUGCGAAUUGCAAGAUGAAGUCCGCAGACGGAUACAAUCAAGUAUAGACAGGGAGCUAAGGAAAAUCCAAGGCAGAGCUGAAAGACCAAGACCACCAAAAGACACAAUGUCACGUGAAUCUACCAUUCAAACAGUGCAAAGGCGGAGACGUCUGAAAGUGAUGCGCAACCAAUCAAUUGAUCCACAACCUGCUAAAAGUGACGAUGAUUACACAAUGACAUGGACCGACUUCAGCGAUCAACAUAGCGAUGAUGAAUAUUGUCCUUGUGACACAUGCUUGAAAAAGAAAAUGGUAUCCAAGCAUGUGUUACCUGUGGAAAUGUUUAAUUCAGCCCCUGUAAUGAAAGACUUUGAUUUAAGGAGAAUUCUCCAGAUGAAGAAAUCGUCUCCAACCAGUGAAAAGAUCGAAGAAACUGCCAAUGAAGAAGCAAGUGAGCUGGAAAUAGAAAAUGCAGGGCUUAAGGCUGUCAAAGAGGAGGAUGAGAAAGAGGGUGCAGAUAAAGAAAUACUUGCUUCCAGUGCUCAAGAAAUUGAAGAUGAAAAACGAGAAAGUGAGGAGGGUGAAGAGAAUGACAGUGCCUCCAGCACUUAUGUAGAAGAUAGUUCCGAGAAUCAAUCAAAUAUACUCAGACAUUUAAAGAAAGAUGUGAAUGAAGUUGGGGAAAUUGCUGAGAUGUCUUUUAACACAAUGAUGAUGCAACAAGAUGAAGAGCAAGAAGAGAAUAUUGAGAUUGAUUCUGAUUUAACGGCUGUCAAAGAAAGUGCAAGCAGUUCUAAGAUUAAUGAAUUAGAUGAAGAUGUGGCAAAUUAUGACAUUAGUGAAUUUGAUGACAUAAUGCAAACUGAAGCAGCAAAGGAGGAAGCAACUGAAGAACACACUGAGGAAGAAUCAGAACAGCAGGACAAGACGGAUGAUGAUGAAACUGCAGAAGAAGGGCAAACUGCAAAAACAGAAUCUGUUAAAGAGGGUGAGACCACUGGCGAAGAGACUUCAGAGGAUGGGCAGACUGCUGAAACAGUAGCUGUUGGAGAGGAUGACGUAGCUGGUUGUGACACUGCAGAAGAAGGUGAGACAGCUGAGGGUGAAAAAGCAGAAGAUGCACAAAUUGCUGAAGCUAAAACUUCAAGAGAUGGUGAGACAGCAGAAGAUGAGUCUGCAGAAGCGGGUGAAACAACUGAAGAUAAAGCUUCAGAAGAUGGACAAAUUUCAGAUGAAGAAACCACUGCAGAAAAUGGACAAACUUCUGAAGGUGAAACUGGAGAAGACGGCGAGACAGGUAAUGGCGACACUGCAGAAGAGCAUGAGACGGCUGAAAGUGAAACUGCAGAAGAGGGACAAACAGCUGAAGAUGAAACUGGCAAAGAAGGUGAGACAGUUAAUGAUGAUACUACAGAAGAGCAUGAGACGGCUGAAAGUGAAACUGCAGAAGAGGGACAAACAACUGAAGAUGAAACUGGAGAAGAAGGUGAGACAGUUAUUGAUGACACUGCAGAAGAGCAUGAGAUGGCUGAAAAUGAAACUGUAGAAGAAAGACAAACUGCUGAAGAUGAAACUGGAGAAGAAGGUGAGACAAUAAACAAUGACACGACUGAAGAGCAUGAGACAGCUGAAAGUGAAACUACAGAAGAUGGAGAAACUGAUGAAGAUAAAACUGCAGAAGAAGUUGAGACAGCUAAGGAUCAAACUUUAGAAGAUGGACGAACUGCUGAAGCAGAAACUGUUGGAGAAGAUAAAAUAAGUGAAGAUGAAACUGCAGGGGAGAGUGAGGCAUUAGCUGAAAGUAAAUCUGUAGAAGGAGAGACUACUGAAACUGUGGAAGAGAGCAAUAUUGGUGAUGAUGAAACCGAAGAAAAGGGUGAGACAGCUGAUGGCAACACUGUAGAAGGGCAUGUGAUGGCUGAGAAUGAAUCAGUAGAAGAUGGGGAAGCUGAAACUGCAAGAGAGAGUGAUACAGGUGAUGAGGACAGUGCAAAAGAGAAUGAGACAGCUGAAGAUGAAAUGGCAGAAAAUGGCCAAACUGCUGAAGUUAAAGCUACAAGAGAGGGUGAGACAGAUGGUGAUGAACCAGCAGAAGAUGAGCAAAAUGCUGAAUCUGAUGCAGGUGAGGAACAUACGGCUGAUAAUGAAGCUGUAGAUGAUGAGCAAACUGCUGAAGCUGAAAGUGAUGAAGAGAGUGAGACAGCUGAAGAUGGAACAGAAGCAGAGAGAGAUACCGUGGAGGGGACAUUGGUUGAAGAAAGAGGAACUGAUGUAAAAAGAGCUGAUGAAGAUGAAGACAACACAGAUGAUGUAGGAACUGCAGGAGUUGUGUCAGCUGAUGAAAAAGGAACUUCUGAAGUAGAAACAGCAGAUGAGGCAACCUCUGAAGCUGAAACUGAGAUGUCUGAAGAGAAAGCUGCUGUUGAAGAUGGCAACACGGCAGAAGACAAAAAUGCUGUGGUAGAGCUGACAGAGAAAACUCAUGAUCAUGAGACGACUGGAGAAGAGACAGACAAGAGUCAAUCAAAUGAUGAGGAAGACAAGGAAACUGUCAGUUGUGAAGCAGCAAAGGAGGAAGGUGUUCUUUCUAACUUUGAGGACACUGAGAGUCAUGAUGUUUUAACUAUUCUUGAGGUAAUUGAAGAUGAAACACCCCUUAAGAACAAGGAUGACAUUGUUCUAGAUAGUGUUGAUGAUAAAGGUGAAGAAAGUAGAAAAGAAGAUGAUGAGGUGGAGAUAAUGGCAAAUAAAGCUGGUUAUGUGGCCAACACUGGUGAAUCAGCUGAAGCUGGUGAUGAAGCUGAGGAUGACACAGAGCCAGACGUGGAGAGAAAUGAAGGGGAGCAUAAUAGGAACAGGCUAGGUUUACACCCUCUGUUACAGCCAAAACCAAAAGAUGACAAACCAGAUGGGGCGACUUCAUUUAAUGUUUUGGUAAAGCACAACUCGGAGUCUGAAGAUGGUGCCGAUGCUGACGGAGAAGACUCAGAAACAGAAGAACACAACCAAGUCAUAGAUUUGAGUUCUGAGUCAGAGAUCAAGCCACAGAGGAAAACUGCACAUAAAACCUUCAAAAUGCUCGUUCACACUCUGAAUUUCCUCAAACUCUCAGCCGCUGGACAACCAAAGAGCAGGGAAGAGGAUAAUGAACAUGAAGUUGAAGAUGAAGAGACUCCAGAGGAUGGGAGUGAUGAUGCAGAAGAGCGUUCCUGUGUGGAGAAAGACGAGGUUGAAGAGAACAGAAAGGAGAAGGGCAAAGUCUCAGAUAUUACAGAGGAUACAUCAGAAGAUGAGGAGGACCAGACAAACGAGACUGAUGAUGAUUCAGAGGUUCAUGAAUGGGAAUCAUCUGACAAUUCCUGGCAAAAGCGGAUAACAAAGUCAUCCCUGGAAUCUCAGUCAGGUUCCUUUGAUGAAGUUCAUGAGGAACAGGCAAAAAAUCAGAAAGGUUUAAAUCAUCUGAAAGCCAACUAGUAGAAUCCUUCCUCAACAUCAAAGACAAGAACCAAAGAUGCUCUUUAGCAUGUGAAAAUGGUUCCAGAGGGGUUAUUUCUCUAUUAUACUUAGACCUUAUAAUAAUGAUCCUAUACACCUAAAUUUAGUUUUUUAAUAGCCCUUUGGAUUCCUUAUUUUAUUGACCAAAGAGUAACAUAUAAUGCACUUUACUUAUUAUUAAUUUAUUAUGAUUCCAUUAUACAUGCAGAUUAUAUAUAUGCAAAAGCACAGCAUUACUGCUCAGGUACUGUAAAAAGGGAAUUGUUAAAACUUGAAGCUCUUCUAACUUACUGGAAGGAAAUUUGUUUAGAAUUUUAGUACAUUUAUGUCAAAACAACAUAUUUAAUUGCAGUUAUUUAUAUAAUUCAAUCAGUUGUAAGCCUUAGCCAUGCGAGAGACUUUUGACAAAGGCUUAAUAAUGUAUCAUAGUUACUGUAUCAUACUGUAUAUGUAUGUGCUGCUAUACAAAUGUUCCUUUAUUGAAAUACAGUGUAAAUGGAAAACACAUCAUAGUGACAUGCAAUGGAAAUCAGGGGGCAUAAACUGUGUGUACGAGUGCAUGAGAAUGAAUGUGUAUUGAACAUAUUUCAAUCUGAAUGUUUGUUUCAUUGUAGCAAUAUGAAUUAAUAAUCUAAUUUACCUGUAGGUUGCUUGUGGGAGAGCAUACCUUUAAAAAAAACAUAAAAUAAUUUUUUUUAUCCCUGCUAAAACACAUAAGAGAUGUCCAUUCCAUAAGACUUAGUCAGAAUAUGUACAUAAAUGCUUACUUUUAAAGUAGGUGCAUUGAAUGCAGAUGUACAGGAUUGACAUCACCAGAAAUCACCAAUAUACAGCAUAUUGUAUAUUAUAAGAAUUGAGGUGCACACAUUAAGCCAUGCCUUAGAUGUUUUGCCACAUAAAGAACUGCACAUCUAAUGGACUGUAAUGUCUAUGUUUUGAUCACACAAAACUCUAAUGUGAAGCGAUGCAGAUGCAAAUGUGGUUCCUUCAUUGCAGUUACUUUUCUGCUGGCCAAAUGGUUAAUGGUUAACUUAAAUAUAAUACAUUCCUUGUUACUUAAAUGUACAAAUUUCCU